Messenger RNA from Trichoderma harzianum CBS 226.95, 961 nucleotides. RefSeq lists its product as hypothetical. The record is from RefSeq and is a predicted model, not a curated record. NCBI's taxonomy places the organism in Eukaryota, Fungi, Ascomycota, Sordariomycetes, Hypocreales, Hypocreaceae. Bases 90 to 626 code for a protein of 178 amino acids. The transcript has a single exon.
GAGCAGUUCCUAUCGAAACGCUCUGCGAUAUUACGUGCGUGACUGCGUGUCUGCAAGCCUGCGUCCGUAUGUGCAUGUGAGUACCUCGCAUGCCGUAUGAAGAUGCGUAUAUAAUUAGACCGUGUUGGAAAGGGUCAGAUUGCAGCUCGACACGGAUUGGCAGGGCGACCUGUUCCUACAGCAGACGGAGCCUUUUUUUUGUUUUUGUUUUUAUCUCGGACAGUCAUCGCGCGCUGCAGACAAGAUCGAGCGGGGAUAUUGACCCCGUAGAUGCCAUUGGUGGUGAUGACACCAUGCGGUUAUCUUUUUGCCUCGGUGCCCGAGUUGGAGCUGUGGCGAACGAGGUGUCCAAUGUAUGGGUUCAGCUGAUCCCUAGGAGCAGAAGCCGAUGCUCUAAGAGAACAGAAAACAAAUCAAUGCAUGCCUUCUCGCCACUCUUACCUUUUAGUCACGGCAGCGACCUCAUUAUGAGUGAUCUUACGAUCAGGCAGAUAUCCCUUGGAUCGAACAAAAGCAGGUUUAAGAGCCGGACAGUGUGCAGAGAGAUCAAGGAGCAAGAGCAGACACCCGACAUUUCUCUCGUCCCGAUUAGGAAUGAGAUGCACCACACGCAGCUUUUCGUUUGAGAAAGCCUUCCAUUGGAUUACGUGGAAGAGCAUUCAUUCGAUGUCUAUCUUGACUUUGCCUGCCAACCAGCUUCGCUUAGAAAUUUAGCGCUCUCCGUUGCAAAUACGCUAGUUCCGACUGCAGGCUAAAACUCUCCCUGAAUCUAUGAAGGCGUGGUGGCUGCCUUCAUUCAGCUUCGAGAUUUGAAUGAGCGAGUGUAUGAGCCAUUAUGUCGGCUCUAACCGCGGUACAUCGUACAUGCUCCGGCGAUUCACGAGACACUCGACUGUACUAAGCUAAAAGGCAUACGGAGUACUGGUAUCAAUUAUUACCUCAGCCAGAUGAGGGGCGCAAA